AACUGGAUUCCUCUUCUUUUUUUUCCCUCCUGUUCUUUUCCGUCUCAACGGGACACAUCCAUCUAGUCUAGUAGAUUAAUGCUUAAGCACAUACCACAUACACAUGUGUAGACGAACCUUUUCAUAACUGGCUGCAGAUAUUAUAUAUCUAAACAAAAAAGUAUUGGAUUUCCAGCAUUGCCCUUGUCUUCCGAAACACACACUUUGCAGUAUAAAGAUCAUCCGCAAGAACUCGCGAAGCAAGCCGGCCAGAGCUCUCAGCAAUCCUCUGUUCCUCGCUCAUCGUCUCCGUUCCUCUGAUCGACCUUGGCUGGGCUUUUUGUCGGAGGAGAAGUAGCAAAAUGGCCGACGAAGUUCAGCAUCUCACCAGGGCCUUCUCAGGUCUGGGCGGGCUCGGCGUGGACGAGCCGGCGAUGGUGUCGGCGCUGGCGCGGUGGCGCGGGCAGCCGGAGAAGCGGUCGGGCUUCCGGAAGGGCUUCCCGGGCUUCUUCUCGAGCCACGGCGAGAUGGAGCGGUGCGAGGAGGAGUACAUGCUCCGCCUGGCCGCCGAGUUCGCGCGGCUCAAGAACCUGGUGGUGCUGUGGGCGAUGCACCCGUGGGAGCGCGACGCGCGGCUGGCGCACCACGUCCUCCACCAGCACCACCCCGCCGCCAUCGUCGUGGAGGUCGCCUGCACGCGCUCCGCCGACGAGCUCCUCGGCGCGCGCCGCGCGUACCAGGCGCUCUACCACCACUCCCUCGAGGAGGACGUCGCCUACCGCGCCAGGGACAAGCCCUACUGCAACCUGCUGGUGGGGCUCGUGAGCGCGUACCGGUACGAGGGGCCCCGGGUGAACGAGGAGGCGGCGCGGGCGGAGGCCGAGGCGCUGGGCGCGGCGGUGAAGAGCGCCGCCGGCGGGAAGCUGCUGGCGGAGAACGGCGACGUGGUCCGGAUCCUGAGCACCAGGAGCAAGCCCCACCUGGUGGAGACCUUGAGGCGCUACAAGGAGAUCCACGGCAGGCGCCUCGAGGAGGAUCUCAGCGGCCGCGGCAGGGAGGAGACGACGACCCUGCUGCUGGAGGCCGUGCUGUGCCUCACCGCGCCGGCCAAGUACUUCAGCCAGGUGAUGGAGGUGGCGCUGCGGGAGGGGGCGGACGAGCACGAGAAGGACGCCCUGACGCGGGUGGCGGUGACGCGGUCGGAGCACGACAUGGACGAGAUCAGGGCGGCCUACGAGGAGCAGUUCGGGGCCAAGCUGGAGGACGCCAUCGCGGCCAGGGCGCACGGCCACUACAGGGACGCGCUGCUCUCGCUGGUGAUGGGCGCGCACCACCACCACCAGUGAACGUACGUCAACCAGCUAGCGCUGCGCUAGCUUUCUCUUCUCUUCGGUCGUCUGCCCGUGUCCGUCCGUUCAUUCAAUCGUGGCGUCCGUGUGUGUCGUGUGUGCGUGUGCCAAUGUUGGUCUGUUGCCCAUCGAGACUGUAACAUUUUCCUGCUGAGUCUGUAGUGUGUGUGGCGGCUGGUCAAGAGGCCGGUCAAAUAAGAUCUGCGUGCAAUCGUUUCUUCGUCAC
Panicum virgatum (switchgrass) is the source of this 1554-nucleotide messenger RNA. RefSeq names its product annexin D4-like. Gene Ontology annotation, molecular function: calcium-dependent phospholipid binding; calcium ion binding. The transcript has 4 exons. Gene Ontology annotation, cellular component: cytoplasm. NCBI's taxonomy places the organism in Eukaryota, Viridiplantae, Streptophyta, Magnoliopsida, Poales, Poaceae. The record is from RefSeq and is a predicted model, not a curated record. The coding region runs from base 342 to 1325 and encodes 327 amino acids.